This is a messenger RNA of Camelina sativa (false flax), 1580 nucleotides long. The record is from RefSeq and is a predicted model, not a curated record. Lineage: Eukaryota; Viridiplantae; Streptophyta; Magnoliopsida; Brassicales; Brassicaceae.
AUGGUUCCAAAUUCGCAGUUAUCCAAAACCUCUAGUGAUCUACUGGCGGCUAAGGAAAUGUAUUGCAGUCUUGUUGGCAGGUUAAUGUAUUUAACAAUUACUCGCCCUGACAUUACUUUUGCUUUGAACAAGUUGUGCCAGUUCUCUUCUGCUCCUCGCACAUCUCAUCUCACCGCAGUUUAUCAGGUUCUGCAAUAUGUUAAAGGCACUAUAGGAAAAGGUCUUUUCUAUUUUGCAGACCCGGACAUUACUUUUGCUUUGAACAAGUUGUGCCAGUUCUCUUCUGCUCCUCGCACAUCUCAUCUCACUGCAGUUUAUCAGGUUCUGCAAUAUGUUAAAGGCACUAUAGGAAAAGGUCUUUUCUAUUUUGCAGACCCGGACAUUAUUCACAAAGGUUUUGCUGAUUCAGAUUAUGCCUCUUGUCCUGACAGUAGAAGAUCCACUACUUGUUUUACUAUGUUUCUGGGAUCUUUUCUCAUCUCUUGGCUGUCCAAGAAACAACUAACUAUUUCUCGUUCAUCAGCUGAAGCAGAAUACAGAGCUCUCACUCUUUCUUCAUGUGAGAUGAUGUGGCUCCCAACUUUGCUUUCUGACUUACGGAUUGCAUGGACACAAUGUUUGCCUUGUACUAACUGUUACGACCAAUACGCUCCCAUAUUCGACCCUUCGAAAUCCUCAACCUUCAAAGAGAAAAGAUGCAACACCCAUGACCACUCUUGCCCUUACGAUCUUGUCUACGCAGACGGAAGCUAUACCAAGGGAACCUUAGCAACCGAGACAGUCACGAUCCAUUCAACUUCAGGGGAACCCUUUGUGAUGCCUCAAACCAUUAUUUGUUGUAGCCACAAUAGCUCAGGGAUUAAAAGACAGAGUUCUUCGGGCAUUGUUUGUCUAGACUGGGGACCUUUAUCGCUCGUCACUCAGAUGGGAGGGGAGUACCCAGGUUUCGUCUCUUACUGCUUCUCUGGUAAAGGAACUAGUAAGAUCAACUUUGGUGGGAAUGCUAAUAUAGCAGGAGAUGGGGUUGUAUCAACCACUAUGUUUAUGACAACAGCAAAACCCGGUUUCUAUUACCUAAACCUAGACGCGGUCAGCGUUGGGGGCACCCGCAUUGAGACAUUGGGGACACCGUUUCAUGCCUUGGAAGGGAACAUGGUGAUAGACUCAGGAACCACUUACACGUUUUUUNAUUGGAAAGCUAUAUGUGUUCGAUACUUCUCCAUCUAUUUCAAUCAAUGCAGUGAGGCAGUGGAAAAAGUUGUGAAAGCGGAUCGAGUAGUUGACACGAGCGGCAAUGACUGGUUGUGCUACAAUUCGGACACCAUAGAGAUAUUUCCGGUGAUCACAAUGCAUUUUUCUGGCGGUGCGGAUCUUGUCUUGGAAAAGUACAAUAUGUAUGUGGAAUCGGAGGGAGGAGGACUGUUUUGUUUGGCUAUUUUAUGUGGUAGUGCGACACAAGAAGCUAUCUUUGGGAAUAGGGCACAGAAUAAUUUUUGGGUGAGUUAUGAUUCUUCUUCACUGCUGGUUUCUUUUAAGCCCACCGAUUGUUCUGCGUUGUGGAGUUGAAGAAACAAAGCAAG